This is a messenger RNA of Lathyrus sativus (Indian pea), 768 nucleotides long. NCBI's taxonomy places the organism in Eukaryota, Viridiplantae, Streptophyta, Magnoliopsida, Fabales, Fabaceae. The record is from the annotation of a GenBank genome assembly.
AUGGCUGCAAUCAUGUACCAUCCUAGAUUACAGUUGCAUCUUGAAUCUCAACUUGUUGAAUCAAGGACACUAACAUUAACGCUGCCUUCUCCAAAACGUUCCAAUGAUUUAGCCUUCAAAUCUUGUUUCCCUGAUUCAAACGUCAACAAAACAGAAACUUUUCAAGACAAGCCCGACAAUAGUGGUUGGAACUUCGUUGAUGCUCUUUCCAAUAUCUCACAAACCACAACCACCGGUUAUGUUCAUCCUCAACAGAAACGUUCCUCUUUGGUUUUGAGUCCAAAGAGUCUUGAACUGUGCACAGAGAAUCUUGGUAAUGAGAGUGGUAGUGGUAGUAACAUUGUAGAAAACGACAUGUUGUUGUCUUUAAUGGAAACAAAAGAACAAAGACAACGUUGUCGUCAUGUUUUAGCGGAUACUAAGACAGUGAAAAUUCAGAAUUUUCCGCCACCUUUGGCAACGAUAAGGGGAUCAGAAUCUCUUCGUGUUAGACCUCACCGGGAAGAUGGAAGAUUAGUGAUUGAAGUUACUAAGGUCCCACGAAGAACAUCUUGUUUCCGAGCUGAGAGAAGCCAUGGUCGUCUUCGCUUGUGUUUUUUGACAAAUGAAGCUACAAGUUUUAACUCGGAAGAAGAACAAGAAGAAGAUAGUGACAUUGAUAUUGAUGAUGAUGUCAUAGAUGAAAAUGAACAUUCACGCAAUGAAGAAGAAUUUUCUAAAAAUGAAAUGAUUGGAGAAAAAACACACGAUGUUGAAAAAGAGGGAUAA